Messenger RNA from Notothenia coriiceps (black rockcod), 1164 nucleotides. The record is from RefSeq and is a predicted model, not a curated record. Lineage: Eukaryota; Metazoa; Chordata; Actinopteri; Perciformes; Nototheniidae.
UGCUCUGUCUCUUCGGGAGAGGAUGCGGAUGGAAGGACGGGGGAGGGAAGGGAUGAAGGGAAACGCCACGAGGAAAGAAAAUAGGAUAUGAUAAAGGGGCUUUUGCUAAGAGACCGUGAAGUGCAAGGUCGAAUAUGAGAGAUUGGUUGAGCGGGGCACUUUGCGUGGUAAUAGCUGGUCGGCAAUAGUACUAUGAUUUGGUAUGUGGCCACUCUGAUAGCAAGUGUAUUCAGCACCAGAGGAACGGCCGCUCAAGGUGCCCACGGAGUGAGAGAGGAGCCUCGGUUUGUGACGGCGCGCGCCGGAGAGAGCGUGAUCCUGGGGUGUGACGUGUCCCCUCCCCUGGAUGGCCAGCAGCCCCCCUAUGUGGUGGAGUGGUUCAAGUUUGGAGUGCCUAUUCCCUUCUUCAUCAACUUCCGCUUCUACCCUCCUCAUGUGGAUCCAGAGUACACUGCUGAAGCUAACCCGGCUAUCCCUGGCGGCAGCAAGACUGGUGAGCAGCAGCAUAUCACAACUUUUUUUCAUGCUCCGCUGGCUAACAGUUCUACCCGCUCCAAGGCAAUAGCUGACGCCAUCGCCUUCUUUAUCUGUAAAGAUAUCCAGCCGUACAGUGUCACGGAGAAUGAGGGCUUCCUACACCUCCUCCACAUUUUGGAGCCCAGGUACCAUGUACCAAAUAGGAGGUUCUUUACCGAGAAACAAAUCCCUGCUCUUUAUGACAAAGUGAGAAGAGAGUUAGUUGACUCGCUGAGUAAUGCCCAAAGAGUUGCAAUUACAGUUGAUGGCUGGACGUCUUGCGCCACUGACUCAUAUGUCACGGUCACAGCACACUAUAUUGAUGACGAGUGGGUAUUGCAAAACCAUGUUCUGCAGACCAGAGUGUUCAACGAAGCCCACACAGGAAAUAAUCUAGCAAUGUUACUGCAAGAAGUUUGCCGCGAGUGGAAAAUUGAAGACAAGAAUCCAGCGUUGGUCACAGGUAAUGCUAGAACUGGACUGGACUUUGAUGGUCGCUACACAUAUCUCCAAGACCUCCUCCACUAUGCCUCAGCACUGGAUCCCCGCAUCAAAGACCUGGCUUUCCUGGAUGACAAUGAAACUAAGGACAUGAUAUUCAUGAAGAUAACAGCAGAGGUGGUGAAGAUGGAUGGACAGUGCAAGUGA